This is a messenger RNA of Pyricularia pennisetigena, 318 nucleotides long. RefSeq lists its product as uncharacterized. The record is from RefSeq and is a predicted model, not a curated record. NCBI's taxonomy places the organism in Eukaryota, Fungi, Ascomycota, Sordariomycetes, Magnaporthales, Pyriculariaceae. Bases 1 to 318 code for a protein of 105 amino acids. The transcript is spliced from 3 exons.
AUGCCUUUUACAAAAAAGGAUUCCUAUAGGGAACGUGUAAAUAGCAAAUAUAAAUUUAUCGCGUAUAGUUUUUUUCGGGAACGGAACCGGGAUCGAAAUGGAGUUCGGCCGAACACGGAACGGCGUUUAAUUAAUUUUAAAAAUUAUUAUAGUUUCGGAAAAGCCGAUGGCAAAUAUACGUUUCCAAAACACGAAAUAAAAGUAUUCGUUACAAGCCGGACCACCGAUUAUAAAAUACAAAUUGUCGUAAAAUAUAAGGAUUUUAUUAAACCUUUUUUUUGGUCGGUUUACUGCAUAUAUUCGAACGCAAUUAAAUAA